Molecule: messenger RNA, 768 nt
Organism: Coprinopsis cinerea okayama7#130
Lineage: Eukaryota; Fungi; Basidiomycota; Agaricomycetes; Agaricales; Psathyrellaceae
Exons: 4
Coding region: 1-768 (255 amino acids)
Source: RefSeq, a predicted model, not a curated record
AUGCCCGCAAACAUGGUCACUCAGGAACUUGCUCGCUGGAAAUCAGUGCGCUUCCGGUCUUCGGAAGUUCUCCUACCAGAAUUCGUCAAAAGCCUCGAAGAGGAUGAGGGUCGAUUUGUUUUGAAACGACCGAAAUUCUCGUUGACCCGGUGGCAGGUGCACGAUAAUAACAACGACCGAACUGCGAUUUUUACCCAUAUGUUUGUGUGGACUUGGGGAACUCCUUACGACACCGGGAACUUUGUACCGGAAGGCGAAACGAUCCCCGACGGUCUUACCGAAGGCCGCGUUAACGUCGCCCCGCACAACCCCGCCUGGAUACCCAACCCAGAGCGAGCAAUGUUAUAUGAUGCAGUGGACGGCAAGAUCAAAUUUCUUAGAAACAGUUCACCUGAUACAUUCAACCCUGGCGACAUUAUCAAAAUGACAUUCAAAGUAGCGUCUGUUAUCUCAAAACAGUACUGGUGGACCGAGCUCGUUCCUUUGCAACUUGUUCGCAUGAGUACUAUCCCAGACUACGCAUCCCUUGCGUCAAGCGCUCCAGGGGAGCCGGAGGAGGAGUACAUGAAUAUUCUCGGAGUUGGACAAGCUUUAGAUGACAUUGCCAAUCAAGUCACUUCUACGGAUUUUGCAUCUGGUGCUACAAAGCGAAAGCAGGAGGCGGGAGCAAGUCCACCCCCUCAGGAACCAUUCAAUGCUGAUGAACAAGCUGUCAAAGAGGAUUCGCCAGAGAAGAAGCCUGUGAAGAGAGGGAAGUCGAAGCGUUGA